Lolium perenne is the source of this 1722-nucleotide messenger RNA. RefSeq names its product probable mitochondrial adenine nucleotide transporter BTL1. The record is from RefSeq and is a predicted model, not a curated record. Lineage: Eukaryota; Viridiplantae; Streptophyta; Magnoliopsida; Poales; Poaceae. Gene Ontology annotation, biological process: transmembrane transport.
CAAGGCACCGGCAACACCGAGCGGAUCUUGCGCGCCGCCGACCACCACCCCGCCUCCGCCGCCGUCCCUCGCUCGUCAUCCCCGCGUUCCUCUUCCAAAUUAACAUCGACGACUUCGCAGGGCCUCUUCCUCGCCUAGGUGCUCUCGUAUCGUAUCAGCCAUGCCGCCCGCGACCGCGACCGCCAGCCUCUUCCUCGCCUAGCGACGGCCGUUUCUUGCGGCCGUCACCCUCCGGGAAGCAGGACAGCGAGAGAGGUGGUCGCGCGGACUGCACGCGCCGCCGCCAUGGGCAUCCAGGACGCGCCUAGCGGCGGCAGGUCCCUCGCCAGCGUCGGCUUCGCCGGCGCCGGCGCCGGCGCCGGUGUCGGGACCGGCGGCGGCUACAAGAACCUCCUCGUCAUGGCGCUGCCCAAGGACGACGGCGCCAAGGCCGUGGAGGUCGUCGGCGCCGGGCUGCCGGACGUCGGGGAGGCCGUCAGGGCAUUUUUUAGGAGUAGAGAGAUUAGAGAAUUUGCUAGUGGGGCGUUAGCUGGUGCUAUGUCUAAAGCUGUUCUUGCUCCCCUGGAAACCAUCAGGACAAGAAUGGUCGUAGGUGUAGGAUCCAGACAUAUCGGUGGUAGUUUUGUGGAGAUCAUGGAACAAAAUGGGUGGCCAGGGCUUUGGGUGGGUAAUACAAUCAACAUGAUCCGCAUUAUUCCAACUCAAGCAAUUGAGCUCGGGACAUUUGAAUAUGUCAAAAGGGGCAUGAAGUCAGCACAAGGGAAAUGGAAAGAGGAUGGAUGCCCAAAGAUACAGCUCGGUAAUAUGAAAAUCGAGCUGCCACUCCACUUGCUAUCUCCAGUUGCUAUCGCCGGUGCGGCUGCUGGGAUAGCUGGCACAUUGAUGUGCCAUCCUCUUGAAGUUAUCAAGGAUCGCUUGACGGUCGAUCGAGUGGCUUACCCUAGCAUUAGCAUCGCCUUUAGCAAGAUAUAUCGAACUGAAGGUAUCGGCGGUCUCUACUCUGGCCUCUGCCCGACUCUAGUUGGGAUGCUUCCUUACAGCACAUGCUACUACUUUAUGUACGAUACAAUCAAGACCUCCUACUGCCGCCUACACAAGAAGAAAUCAUUGAGCCGUCCCGAGCUACUGAUCAUAGGAGCUCUGACAGGUCUGACCGCGAGCACAAUCAGCUUCCCGCUGGAGGUGGCGAGGAAGCGUCUGAUGGUGGGAGCGCUGCAGGGGAAGUGCCCGCCCAACAUGAUGGCCGCCCUGUCGGAGGUGAUCCAGGAGGAGGGCCUCCGAGGGAUGUACCGCGGGUGGGGCGCAAGCUGCCUGAAGGUUAUGCCAAAUUCUGGCAUCACCUGGAUGUUCUACGAGGCCUGGAAGGACAUCCUCCUGGCCGACAAGGACAAGGCCCGCGAAUAGCUGGCGAGGAGUAGUCGCCGGAGAAGGUGCUAGGUGGUACCCCAGAAUAAUGUUACCCUAGAAUAAUGUUCUGUCAGGUGUGUGGUGGUUCUGUGCUCCUUUUCCAGUUUUCGAACCCCGCAUUUGCCUGUGCAGAGCGGAUAGAUAAGAGGAAACGCCCCAGUGCGUGCUGCUUCUGUUUGGCCGAUGACUGGGAAGCAUUUGCUCCAGAUAUGCUUGUCAGUAGUUUCUCUGAGCCGCCAGGUGGUUUCAGGAGAAAGGUGUUGAUGUGUCAUCUGCUGAUCACAGGAAAAGGAAUGGUCGCAUGGUAAAGCUCCA